Molecule: messenger RNA, 528 nt
Organism: Gongylonema pulchrum
Lineage: Eukaryota; Metazoa; Nematoda; Chromadorea; Rhabditida; Gongylonematidae
Source: the annotation of a GenBank genome assembly
UCUCUGAUCGAAACUACGGAACGCAAUAAGGAAUUGGUCGAAGUGAAAAUCGAUGGCAAUACGGAUUUGAAAAUUACUAUGUUGGAGAUGACUCUAACUCAUCUGUACAUUUCGAUGACCUUCAAGAAAAUUCAGGUUUCACACAAAAAUCGUCGUGACAAAGCAGCAGUGGAUAAAAAAAUAUUGGAUGAGCUACAUGCAUCUGUGCAGCGUGCAAAUUUAAUCUUAUCAGAAUUCGUGAUGGGUCGCGAUGCGAAGCAUAUUGUCAGCUUUUCGGUCAAAACGAGCUCCGUGAGAUUCGAACGGAAGCAGUACUUGAAUAGUUCAGUGGAGAGCAAUGUGAAUGUGCUGGUUGGUGAUAUCGAGGGUGAUAUGCCCGUUCAUGCUCAGAAUCUCCACGAAGUGGUGCUGAGGAACGUGUCACAAUUGAACGAGCAGAUGACUCGCCUAGAAUACAGUGUCCCAACGGUUUGUUCAUUUUUCUAUCUAAGUCAUAAUUAUUUGUCUGUCAUUCGGCGAAACCUUUAG